AUGGAUGUUAUGGAUGAUGUGAAGUCUGUGCUUUGCUUGAAGGCGCUAGAAGCAAGCAAUGAAAGAGCAUCUGAUUGUAUCCAGAGGGCUGGAGCAUCGAUCAGGAAGAUUCCUCGCAUCCCCUCGAUAAUCAGAGUCAAGAAGAAGUAUAGCACAUUUAGAGUUCUAACGGAUACCAGCCACGACCUUUUGGUCUUGGUGAACGAGGGCUUUUCUGACGGAGAGUACGUGCCCAUCAAUGUGGAGCUUGAGCUGUGCUACGAGUACUUUACAUACAGCGAGGUUCUUAGGAGGAUAUUGCCGGAGGAGGUCCAGACGCCCUCGUCCUUUGAGAUUGUCGGGUCGAUAGUGCAUCUAAAUCUGGACGGGGAGCAGAUGAAGCAUAAGAACAUCAUCGGGCGGGUUGUGCACGACAAGACAGGCAAAACAGUGAUAACAAAGAUCGGCCAGAUCUCAAACGCAUACAGGUCAUUUGAUCUGGAGGUCAUAGGAGGAGACCCUGUGCUGGAAACUAUUCACAGGGAAGGGGAUAUUCUCUUUUGUAUAGACUACAGGAGUGUAUACUGGUGCUCCAAGCUCCAGAGCGAAAGAGCGAUUCUGGCGGGCAAGUUCAAGGCUGGGGAAGUUCUGUGUGACCCUUUUUGUGGAGUGGGGCCUGUUUCGCUGCCUGCACUGAAGAAAGGAUGCAGAGUCUACUCAAACGACUUGAACCUCCGUGCGAUUGAGUGCCUGGAAAAGUCCAUCAAGAUCAACAGGCUUGACCCGAGAAAUAUCGAGAUCUUCAAUCUCUCAGCAAACGAGUUCCUCGAAAAGAUGGCAGGCAGAAAGAUAGACCACUUUUUUCUGAACCUCCCCGAGCAUAGUCUAGACUACCUGAGGAGGAUUAGUGCCUGGGAAGGAAACCCCCUGGUCCAUUGUUACUUCUUCUGCAGAAGUAACGAAGACGUGGUGCAGUACAUCUUCUCAAGAACCGGGCUUCGAGUGGAUCCUGGAAUGCUGAAAGUGGUGAGAAAAGUAUCUCCAUCGAAGUACAUGUACAAGCUUGAGACCUCAAGUCUGUUCCUUAGAAGAGGCCUUGGAUGA
Molecule: messenger RNA, 1083 nt
Organism: Encephalitozoon cuniculi GB-M1
Lineage: Eukaryota; Fungi; Microsporidia; Unikaryonidae
Exons: 1
Coding region: 1-1083 (360 amino acids)
Biological process (GO): tRNA N1-guanine methylation
Cellular component (GO): cytoplasm
Source: RefSeq, marked provisional